GCGUGGCUGCCUAGUGAAAUGGCGCAUGCGGAAUGUGUUGCAGACGCAGUUUGAAGCUAAACGAAAACAAAUGAAAGGCCUAUUAUUAAACAUCCAACCGCCGUUAAAAAUAAAAAAAGAAGCUAAUUGAACAAUUUUCUAUUAAUGUUAUACUGUCGGGUUUAGAGAGGGCGUGGUUCUAGUUUUAUACACAGUAAAUAUCAUACUUUGUUCUUAUCUACUGCUGGAUAAGGUUAUAGGCUAGUUAAAAGAGUGUAACGUUAGCCUAACAUAUGGGCAUCUUUGACAAACAUUGCUGAUAUAUGCUGUUGGACGUCUGAAGUCAUAAGAUACAUAGUCAUUUUCGUGUGACCACAAAAGGAGCUUGUUUCCUGUUUGGCAGAGUUUACAAAACCGUGUAAACCAUCUCAGCACAGCACAACAACAAGAAAUCAUCUCGGUGUGAGACUCUGAAUAAUCCUACAGUAUGGCGGACUUGGAUAAGUCUGAUAAAUCAGGGUUUUUACAGCCGAACGCACCACCACCACCAUACCAGGAUCCCGCUCAGUAUCCUAACACUGGAUAUCCUCCUCCAGGGAACACUUUUGCCUAUCAGCCACAUGGAGGUCCAGUCGGCCCAUACGGCACAGGGCCUUAUCCUGGAUAUCAUGCAGUCGUUGUACAGCCGACGGUUUAUGUGACCGCCGCUCCGCUGGUCAGUCCUCUGCCAGAUUACCUGGGUUACUCCAUCUUUACCAUGCUGUGCUGUUGUUUACCUCUGGGCAUUGCUGCUCUCAUUUACUCCAUCUCUACUCGGAAUGCUAACAUGACCGGACAACCACAGAUAGCAGAAAAGAAUUCCAAAAUGGCUCUCACCCUUAACCAUGUCGCUCUUGGUAUUGGCCUUACCAUCAUUGUCUUGUAUAUCACCAUCAUCAUUGUUUCCAUUGCUUAGUAACACAUUUCAAUAAUUAUCAGAGAUAUUGUGGUUGGAUUGCAAUAAGUUAAUGAAUAUUACCAUAUACAAAUGCUUCUAAUGUUGUUGGUUUUUUUUUUAAAACACGGUUGGUACCGUGCUUUAAAAUCUGCUCACUAUUGCUCAGAUUAGAUAUGACACUUUCUAAACUUCACAUUACCGAAGCGUUUCAUAUGAUUUCACAUGUUUAAUCAAUUGUAGAGCUUCUUAGCUUUGACCUGCACUGUAAAAAGUUAAUUUGUAACACCUAAAAAAAAUAAAAAUUUCUCUUAAAAUGAACAUUUUAAGUUACCAAUUGGAGUAAUGUUAUUUUCCCUUUUACAGUGUGGAUCUCUCUCUCCCACUCCGUUUAGGUUUUGAAGUCUCUAUUAACAAGGUGCAUGUGUUAGAUGAGAGAGACAUAUUGAAUGUGUUGCGGGCACCAGGACUGGGUUGAGAAUCAUUAAUGUAUUUCACUAACAUUAUUAUUCACUUAGCUGUAAAUGUCAAAGUUAAGGCAUAUUUUGUUUUCAUUUUAAUUGUGCAUUAAUAAAAGUUUGACCUACUGAAAA
Misgurnus anguillicaudatus (oriental weatherfish) is the source of this 1506-nucleotide messenger RNA. RefSeq lists its product as uncharacterized. The record is from RefSeq and is a predicted model, not a curated record. NCBI's taxonomy places the organism in Eukaryota, Metazoa, Chordata, Actinopteri, Cypriniformes, Cobitidae. Gene Ontology annotation, cellular component: membrane.